Messenger RNA from Aspergillus alliaceus, 2465 nucleotides. RefSeq lists its product as uncharacterized. The record is from RefSeq and is a predicted model, not a curated record. The coding region runs from base 63 to 2294 and encodes 743 amino acids. NCBI's taxonomy places the organism in Eukaryota, Fungi, Ascomycota, Eurotiomycetes, Eurotiales, Aspergillaceae. The transcript has a single exon.
CUUAGCUCCAUAAAAACGAAGCCUCUUGAUCACCCUACCUACCCUACCUCCUUACAGAGCAGAUGGCUAGCUCCAGCUCACCGGAUUACAAGACACUGUUUCUAAAGGCGGAGGAAGAACGAAGGCGAGAAACGGACCUGAGGAGACAAGCAGAGGAGGAGCGGAGGCGGGAAGCGGAGUUGAGGGUACAGGCCGAGGAAGAACGAGAACAGGAAAAGGAACGAACACGACCCACAACCUUUCGGGAACUCCUUCAUCACUGCCAUACCCUUUUCUCGCUGCCUUUACAAGCCGCAUCCCCGUCCCAAUCCACAACCGGAAAGAUCCCGCCGCCCACAGGGAAAUGCUGUCCGUUACGACUUCAGCCUUGGAAAGACUGUGCCGCCAGGCAACAGGAGGUCUUCCGCUCUGUUUGCACCUAUCUAGAACCUCCAGGGGAGGCUGCGGCACAGCUGUUCCCGCCUCGUCUUGAGCUGGAAGGUUUUGGGAAACGUUUUAAUAAAAGGGCACUAAGCAGUGAACAAGAUCUAGAGAGCUAUGAACGAUUUGGUGUGGAGGACCAUGUCCAUGAUAUUAUCGCUGAGCUCUGCAAGAUACCGGCUGCUCGAGAUGAAUUUGGCCUGGGUGAUGGAGUCUGGUUUGACAAUCAUGCGAACGCUCUCGAUCCCAUCGAAGCCAAUGACUCUCAAUUGGACGGGGCGACAAGUUCCAGGCGUUCCCGACCGGAUCAGUUCUGUAUUCACCGAGUUGAUGGAGAUAACAAUACCCUCUUGACGACAGUCGAGUAUAAGCCACCUCAUAAGCUAUCUGUUGAGAACCUUCGUGCAGGACUGCAACCGAUGAAUUUUUGGGAAGAGAUAGUCCAGCCUGAUUCCGUCCCCACUGAAGAGCCUACGAAAUUGAAAUAUAAUGCGGCCUGGCUGACAGGAUCCGCUGUGACCCAAGAGUACCAUGUGAUGAUUCAGGAAGGGCUCGAGUACUCCUAUUUGACUAAUGGAUUUGCGUUGGUUCUGCUACAUGUCCCCUAUGAUGAACCGAGUACCCUAUACUACCAUCUAUGUGAGCCAAACAUGGAGAUUGAUCCUGAUGAUAACUGCAGCUUCGAGCAGCCAUUGACAGCUAUUGCGCGGGUGUUGUGUUUGUGUCUAAUGAGCUUCGGCGCGCGAUUUCGCGAUCAGGCGUGGCGAAAUAAUGCACGGGCACAGCUGCCGCUCUGGAAGACAAGUUUUGAUCACACCCGCUCCCAAAUCCCGGAAAGAGAAUUACGACAGAACCCACCAGGCUCAGAAUAUAGUCCCUCGGGUAGCUCCGCGCGCACUGUCUCGGAGUAUCUCCCGUCAUCCUCGCCUGUUGAAUCUCCUACACAGCGCCGUCGAAUGCCGACGCGGUCUCGAGCUCAGUGUGCGCCAAAUAUGAUAGACUCCACUGACUCCCCUGAUUCCGAUAUGGACCCUGCUCCCGGUGGGCGGAAGCGUGGCUUCAGCCAGGUCACAUCGUCUCCAUCAUCUCCAUCGGUGCAACGAUCGGCACGUCAGACGGGGUCCCGACAUAAUGAAAGCGGCCGGUAUCAACACAGCGCUCAAUUUUGUACCCAGCGAUGUCUACUUGGCCUACAACAAGGAGGCCAGCUAGAUGAUCAUUGCCCAAAUGUUAUGCUCCAUCGGCAGGGUAGAAGUAGCAGCCAACACCUGAUCGACACCAAGAGUUUGGUUCAGCAGAUCAAACAGCAGCUGGAUCAGAAUCUUGACCGCGACUGCACGCCGAUAGGAGCCUGUGGAGCCUGUGGAGCAUCUGGAGCACCGUUCAAGAUCACCUGCACUGCGUAUGGGUAUACAGUUGUCGGUAAAGGGACUACGUCCUAUCUCUGGAACGAGGUGAAACGUGAAGCAGAUAUUUACCGCAUACUUUGGCAAGCACAAGGGUCUGCAGUCCCUGUUUUUCUCGGUGCAAUCGACCUGGCCAAAAUCUACUUCCUACAUGGAGCUGGAGAGAUCCGCCAUAUGUUACUUAUGGCUUGGGGUGGUGAACCCAUCAGUAAGAUGAAACAUGUAGAGGCAAUCAGGCAUGAAGUUUUGCGUUCUCAAAAGACGAUUCGUUCAUUCGGGAUUUUGCAUCAGGACCUUCGGCCAGAUAAUAUUCUAUGGAACGCUGAACUAGGUCGGGUCUUGAUUAUCGACUUUCAUCGUUCGCAAUUGGAUGUACGACUGACCAAAAAGCGAAAGAUAUUACGCGAGCAGCUCUCGUAUGGGGCAGAGGAACACCAGCGAAAACGACUUCGCGUCGGCUACAAAUGAGAUUCAACGGGAACUUAUGCCGUGGAGUGACUUACUUUGGAGUGGACCCUGCUUGGAGACGGUGGGCAGCUUCGAACAACCAAUAGCAGCCGGGCAUACACUAAUUCAUUAAAAUAGAAUAACAACAGUCGCAUUUCAAAAACAGCAAAGACCAACAAUCCAACAAUACUA